Clupea harengus (Atlantic herring) is the source of this 3753-nucleotide messenger RNA. RefSeq names its product meiosis 1 associated protein (gene m1ap). The record is from RefSeq and is a predicted model, not a curated record. Lineage: Eukaryota; Metazoa; Chordata; Actinopteri; Clupeiformes; Clupeidae. Gene Ontology annotation, biological process: meiosis I; spermatogenesis; male meiosis chromosome separation.
CAUGAUUACGUAGCUAGCUAUGAGUUUCAGAGAUUUAUGCACGUGCUAUAAAGUGUCAAACGCGUUAAAGGUGACGGCUAACAACGUUAGAUCUUCACAGAACAAUGAGUGCGAGAAACAGACUCGGCCCCUCUCCCAUGCCCGCCUGCCACCCCAGUGCGUUCUCCCGGCAGCCGCCCCGUGUGCUGAUAGUGGACACCUCGCCGCCCUGGUGGUCGAAGACGGGCUCUGUUUUGUGCAAAGCCCUCGACAACUUCCUGACGCUGGCCAGCAGCCUGGAGGGGCCCAGCCGCCUGCCUCUGCUCAGCGUCUACGCAGUCAAUGUCCAGCAGGAGUGCCUUCUGCCUUUUGUGCAGGUGAAGGGGAACCUGGUGCGCCUCCACCUGUGUGUGGAGGAGCUGCGCUCGCAGCCAGGGGAGGGGUGCGUGCGCCCCCGGGGGACCCUCCUCAGGCAGACCAUCCUGGACAGCCUGCAGCAGUACAAGCAGUACAGCAGUCACCACGCCCACGUGGGGAGCGUCGGAGGCAGCAGCAGCAGCAACAGCAACAUAAGCAGCAGCUCAGUGGAGGUGACUGUGAUGACCAGUCAGCCGGGCCGCGUUGUCCGGGAGUUGGAGGCGGGGCUUAAGGACUCGGACCUGAGCGACCUGCGGCGCCUCCUGGUGGUUCAGAUCUCCACCCAGCAGCAGCUGACCCGGGGAGCACAGCUGGAGCCCCGACGCCUCCUCGCCUGAAGCCUCAACGACUCAGAGGAGGGGAUGAUGCUGGGCACUGAGGUGGACCUGCAGGUGGUGGAGAGCAGCGUGGUUGCCCUGGAGAGCGUUCUGAAGGCGUGGCUGCACGAGCAGGCGGGGGAGCGGGAGCAUCUGCACCUGCUGCUGCCCCCCUUCCUGCAGCACGGCUCCGCCCCCGGAGGCCCCCGCAAGCCCAACUCCAUCUGCCUGAAGUGUGACAUACAGGAGAGGCUCCUCAGCCCCAGUCUUCUCCCCGGCUCCUCGGCGCUGGACCUCGGCACCAAAACAGAGAGCGUCCGGGACUUCCAGCCCCCCGGCAAGGGCCCAGCCAAUCACAUUCCCCCUCCUCAGAGACUCCGAGCCAUCAAGACCCUGCACGCAGACGGAGUGUGUGAGUCGGUGCUGUAUGGUCUCCCUCUGGUCAUCAGGCCCACCAUAUGCUGGCAGCUGGAUUGGGACGAGAUUGAGACCAACCAGCAACACUUCCAGGCACUUUGCCACACACUUAGGGCACGUGAAUGGUUCCUGCUGGUGCGUUCGGAGCCUGCUGUGGGUUCGGCGCUGGCGUCCGCAUCGUCCGUCUGCUCUCACUACGUGCUGCAGCCCUCGCCCUCACUCUCGCUGCUGCUGCUCAAGCCUGUGGUCACGCAGGAGCUGCUGCUGCCCUGCUGCAUGCCUGACUCAAAUCAAGACCCCCCGCUGAGCGCGCUCAUCACUGUGGAGAACUCCCUGCAGCAGCUGGAGGACGACCUCAUGUUCAACCCCCUGUGCCUGGACACUAACCUCUACCUGCACCUCAGGAUGCGAGGCCUGGCCUCCCGACCGGCCCACCCUUACCGCAGGCAGGGUCCUGCCCAGACCCAGACCCACGGACUCGGGGUGAGCCCUGAAGCCGGGCAGAACCAGCGCAGGGAGCCACUGCGGCCACAAGAGGGCUCCACGGCCCGGCAGCAGUCUCAUGGCCGUCAGUCUCACCAGGGUCGGGCGCGGGCGACCGUGGCUCCUCUCCCGCCCUCCUCGGGCCCCCCGGCCAAGAGCUCCCGGCCCUCCCUGACCUUCGGCAAACGCUCCUCCUCCUCCCCCUCCCCCUCCUGCCUUGGCGAGAGUGACGACGAACUGAUAAUGAUGCUGUAGCCCCUGCAGGAGUGGGCUUCUUCAAUCCCACCAUGAGGAGACAGUGGGCAUGCAAAACUCGUCUAUUGACAGACCAGAUGUGGACGGGCUUCUGGCAGCCUUCGACCGUUUCUCCCUCGCUGUGGAGAUCAUCUGGCCUCCCUGAAGCACUGUUGUGGUUUUUUUAUUGGUCACAUUUCAAGACCAGCCUACUUUACUAGGCUGCUCUUUCUAGUGUUGUUCCCAUCUGUGUAACUUGGGGGGAAAAGAUUUUCAGAUUUGUGUUUAUUACCCAAGAACGAUGUUGUUAUGAAUUGCUCUCUAAAUCAGUUCAGGCUGUUGCUGAUUAAAAGAAGAAUCAAUGUAAUGAACAGACAUGUAAAGCCAAUGGAAUAAAAUUCCAGAGCUGUUGAACUGUGUCCGACUUUCCAAACAGGCAUAGCCCUUCAGUGCAGCAAGGAUGACUGAAAUGUUUUGUUUUUAAAAAAAAAGAAAAAAGAAAGAAAGAAAGCAGACAGUGAAGGAGGGAAGUGGGUGCCUGUAGUGCAGCCUCGACUGAAACUCCUUGGAAAACGUAAGUGGAAUGUCAGAGUGGGAAGUGGAAUGACUUAAGGUUUUUUUUUCUCCAUAAAUAGUCCUGAUGAGUUCCGACGGACCUUGAAACUCAUAAUAGAAGCAGCUGCUCUGAUUGACCCCAUUCCAAACACUCCAGCUAUCUGCAAACAGUCCACGUUUGUCGCCUCAAUGAUGUUUCUGAGCAGGCAAAAUGGCCAGCUGACAUUGUGUUGACUUAAUUAUUAUGACUGUGUCAACUAUGAGCUCCGGGGCUUGUGUAUUGCACUCUUAGAAAACCUGCUCAAUACAGGUCUUUAGUAGUAUUAUUAAGUAUACUUAAGUAGUAUUACUUUCGACACUAACAGAAUACUUCAUACUUUACAUGUAGAUUCUAGAUCAACAGGGUGACUCAUAUUGACUUCAUAACAUUCACUGCUGUGGUUUUCACCAUUUACAUGUGUGGUUCCAUGUCAAAGCCUUAACUCAAUCAUGCAAAACAUUUACCCCAAAAAGCCCAACUAGAAGUCCAACUCAUCCACCCGUGUAAGCUGGUUUUGUCUGAUACACUAUUCCACAUAUCUGCUGCACUCUUCUGCCUUCUCCUCUACCUUUCCUGCCAUUGUCUCAGGCAACACAGUGGAAACAGGAACGCAACAGCCUCAGAAAGAGGAAGCCAAAUUUAGAGAAAUUGGACAAGCUGGCCAACUCAAAAUUACCCAUCUUUUUUUUCUCAUGUCUUUUUUUAGCCAACAGAGUGUCUGUGCUGCUACGUUGUAUAAGCUGAUUUAUGAGUUUAUGUUUAUUAGUGCGUUGGGGGCUUUUAAUAGGUACUGCAGUUGGAUGACAGAAGAGCACUAGGUUAUAACAUGAGGAAAUGGCUCACAAUGACAGAUUGUUGGAGCAAGUUGGAGCAGGUUUCACACUGCAGUGAAAUAAAUCAGCCCACUGGAUAGUAAGUGGCCAUUGAAAAGGUCACGCUGGGGGAGGAGAGGUGCUGUGAAAACAGACCGAAGUAGGGUACUUCCUUGUCAGCGACUUUUCGCCCAGUGACAUUAACACUUCUUUUUUUCAUUCCUGUGUUUACAAACAGUUGUCUUUUAAAAAGCUCACUCGCUGUUUUAACAACAGAUACAUAUUCAUGUUCAGUAGACGAUUAUCCAUCACUGCACACAUUCAGCUGAAUUCAUCUUUUUCCUUCUCAGCUGAAGGGAUCUGAGUUCGGAAUACUCAUACCCAUAAAGGUUAUAUACUAAAUAUCGGCAAACUAUGAUACUUUGAUGUGACAUUGUAUACAGUAUGCAUCUGGGGAUAACCACAUUGUAGUCACCAUAGCCUUGCAAGACUGACUUCA